UAUGAGCACGGCCGACUACUUUGGUAUUUUGAGGUUCACUCGAAUGGUUUGAAUGCGAGGGCCUGACGGCCCCCUUCCUGAUCAUCACCCCGUCACUAUGUCAAGGACGAUGGUCGUCGUUCACACUCCGUAGCCAUCUUGGCUCAAUAUUGUUUCAAGCCGCUUGGGCCAUGGUCCUAUCAGAGUGCAGACGUCGACGCGCACCGCUUGUCAGGCUGCUGCUCCUGGGCUCCACCCUCGCCGCGUCGCUAUUGUGGGCGGCACCACCGAAGGGCUACGAGGAUGCCGCGCUGGCGCUGGUGAAGGAACCAGACACGGGCGUGGUCUUUGGUGACGAGCUAAACGAGCAGGCCCUGGUGGCGACGGGCACCCGGAAGAAGUUCGGCUCGCUCAGCGUCUACGCGGUCGGCCUAUACCUUGACAAGAAAUGCAAGAUGUGGGGCAGCGCCGCCAGCGCUCCCGAGCUGCUGAAACAGGCGCCUGGUAAGGCCACCCUGCGGCUGGUCAGAUCACCUCCCGCCUCGUCACGAACGCCAGGAUGAAGGAGGCGCUCCGCGAGGGGCUGGAGCCGCGGCUCAAGGAGGGCUGCGGGGAUGCACGAGCUGGGCAGCCAGGAGGCCGUGCCCGCUCUGGCCUUCGCCCGGCAUUUGGAUGGGUUCUUCACACAGUGACUCCCGCGUUGUCCCCCCGCAUCCUGUGCGUGGUUCUUACUUAUCUUCCCAGAGCGUCCUCCUCCUCCUCCUCCCUCUCCUCCUUUCCUCCCCAUUGUCUUCCUGGUUCGAGCUCGCGGGCCUGCUUCGUGUUGCUCUCCUCCUCCUCCUCCUCCUC
Messenger RNA from Prorocentrum cordatum, 828 nucleotides. The record is from the annotation of a GenBank genome assembly. Lineage: Eukaryota; Dinophyceae; Prorocentrales; Prorocentraceae.